AUGGCUACGGAGGGGCCAAGCUGGGCAGAUCAAUGGGGUGCAGGAGGAAUUGGUGCAAUGGAAGAUGAGAAUACUAAAAGCAACAGAGAAGUGGGCAACAACAAGAAUGCAGGCUCCACUGCAGGACUUGGUAAAGCCAAAGCAGCAGCCAUUUUAGGUGCACAAAAGGUCAAGAAUGGCACGUCAAUAGGCAUCAAUCAACAUAAACCAGAGGAAUGCUGUGGUAAUUCAGUCAAAGCUUGCCAAUGUUGCUGCAAAAAACAAAGAUCCAAGAGAAGAAUAUCACCAAGGAAGAACAAAAGUGCAGUUUCAUUUAUUAAAGACACCAGGAGAAUUUUCAAGGGAACAAUUCAAGUUUACAAUGCACUUUUGUUGAAGACUAGUGUCAUAAAGGUCAAGGGAUCCCAGAGAUUGCUUGUUGGCGCAAGAGUCGGAGAAGAAGCUAAUGAUCAUUGGUUGCAGGAGCUAGAGAAACAGCAUAUAUUGAGCGAUGAAGAUGAAGCUGAAGAGACAGAAGAGGCUUAUGCUUGGGGUGGGGAGGAUUUCGGCCUGUGGGGAGGUUUGGACCUCAUUGGUGGUGGCUUUGUGCAAACGGGGCGUUUCCAGAUGUGUUUUCUUCCGGCCACUUUCAUCGAUCGACUGUGCUCAAAGGUUUAA
Fraxinus pennsylvanica is the source of this 657-nucleotide messenger RNA. The record is from the annotation of a GenBank genome assembly. Lineage: Eukaryota; Viridiplantae; Streptophyta; Magnoliopsida; Lamiales; Oleaceae.